GGGAAAUUUGCCUUGUGGGGAAGACUACGUCAGGGUACAUUCUGCCACAUGUCACCGCCUAAGGAAGUUGCUUUGCUAGAGCUCUGCACCAACAGUAACCCAAAAACCACGCCAGGAUGUCUUCCCCGCGCUACACAAAGCUGGUCUGCUCAAUAUGCCUUGGACGCAGCAAUGCACUAUUCUCAACGAGCUCCAGAGCCCAUCAACGACAACAUAACACAUAUGGAACGCCGCCGAUUCCUCCGGCUUCGGGUUAUGCCCGGCUUACCAACCGAUCCUUGAUCGCCAUUGCUGGCGCUGAUAGCACUUCGUUCUUGCAAGGAAUGGUCACGCAAAAUAUGCUUAUGGGCAAAGAGCCAGUCAACACACCUCGACGGACUGGAACCUAUAGUGCGUUCCUCAACUCACAAGGUCGGGUAUUGCAUGAUGUAUUCAUCUACCCGAUUGCGAGCACCGGCGUUGAUGUCGGCAAGUCUGUUGCCGCUGAGGAUCCCGUGUGGCUGAUCGAGGUCGACAAGGAAGAAGUCAAAAACCUAACGAAACACCUAAAAAAGCACAAAUUACGCGCGAAGCUCACAAUCCGCGCCCUGGAAGAUGGAGAACGCUCAGUCUGGGCCGCAUGGAACGAGAGCUCGGAUUCGCGAUGGGCUGCGUAUAACCUCGAUUCUGAUUUUCCAUCGCAAUUCAUCCCAGAUUCGCUUGUUGCUGGCUGUAUCGAUACUCGGGCACCUGGCUUUGGUUCAAGACUGCUUACGCCGGGGGAAAAUGAUCUUUUAAGCCAUUUCCCCAAUAACUCCACGUUCCCAGGUGGUGAGGUGGAUUUGACUGCCUACACGCUACGGCGUAUCAUUCAUGGAAUUGCCGAAGGACAGAGUGAAAUUUUGCGCGAGUCGGCGCUUCCCAUGGAGUGUAAUAUGGACCUCUCGCGCGCAAUCGAUUUUCGAAAGGGUUGCUAUGUCGGACAAGAGCUUACGAUACGUACACAUCACACGGGAGUCGUUCGGAAACGUAUUCUACCAGUACAGCUGUAUGAUGGGAAAGAUGAUGGUAUUUUAGCCGGGGAAACGCCGGUAUAUGACCCUCAGACAUCUCUUCCACUGCCCCCCAGAGGUGGAAACAUAUCCAAGGCGGGAGCGCGAAAGGGUCGAAGCGCCGGAAAAUUCCUCAAUGGCAUUGGAAAUGUCGGGCUUGGUCUAUGUCGUCUCGAAAUGAUGACUGAUAUCACGUUGACUGGGGAAGGAAGCCAGUACAGUCCAUCCCAAGUGUUCAAGAUUUCCUGGGAUGGAAGCGAUGUCGAACAAGCGUCCGGCGAAGAACUUUCUCCAUUUACGCCUUCUCAAAUGCCUGGAGAAGUCAAAGUCAAGGCAUUUGUUCCUCCGUGGUUGAGAGAGCAUAUAUUGGCAACCACAGAGCGAAAUAUCUCCUCUCAAAGAGCACGGGAUGAGAACGAGGGGCUUAGGGCUCGAGAUAUGGUCGAACAGCUCGAAGAAGAAACCGAAGCCGGAGACAGGCGGCAGGAGAGAUAGUUAGAAUUCGUCGGACCUUGCUUGUAUAUUAUCCACUCCACUUAGAUAUCUUGCAUAUAUUGACCGAAAUUACCAUUAUCAGCUACAUUAAUAUUUACAAUGCUGUUUGUCUAUCUUACAGUCUCUUUCGUUAGAGGUAUAUUAGUUAGUAUUGAUCCGUAUGCAUCACCGGCUCGCUAGGUACCAGACAAUUAGAAAAUUUAAUAAAGUACGUUUAAUUAUAAACAAUAAUUGAAUACCGUGC
Talaromyces proteolyticus is the source of this 1770-nucleotide messenger RNA. RefSeq names its product putative aminomethyl transferase. Gene Ontology annotation, cellular component: mitochondrial matrix. The transcript has a single exon. The record is from RefSeq and is a predicted model, not a curated record. Gene Ontology annotation, molecular function: protein binding. NCBI's taxonomy places the organism in Eukaryota, Fungi, Ascomycota, Eurotiomycetes, Eurotiales, Trichocomaceae. The coding region runs from base 117 to 1526 and encodes 469 amino acids.